Messenger RNA from Dendrobium catenatum, 544 nucleotides. RefSeq lists its product as uncharacterized. The annotation marks the transcript as partial. Lineage: Eukaryota; Viridiplantae; Streptophyta; Magnoliopsida; Asparagales; Orchidaceae. The transcript has 2 exons. The record is from RefSeq and is a predicted model, not a curated record.
AUGGAUUCACUUCCUGUCUCUCUCAUCGAGACUCCUGAGGUUAUUGUUCCUUUCAACAAGGAUUUUACAGCUGCAACUGCCUCAGAAUGGAAACUUUCGCUGGUUGGAUACUCUGUUGGUAAGCGACCUUAUUACAAAGCUUUGCUUUCUACAGCUAAGAAAAUAUGGAAACUCAAAGUCUAUGAAAUGGUUUGGAGUAAGGGUGCUUGGUUUUUUCAUGGAAAGCCUUUUGUUUUUCAAAAAUGGUCUAAGACCUUUCAACCGACCCGUGAAAAUUUUGCUAUGGUUCCGAUUUGGGUUAGGAUUAUUGACAUGCCCCUUGUUUGCUGGAACUCAGAAGGUAUAUCAAAAAUUGCCUCAAAAAUUGAUACCCCUCUUGCUGUGGAUGCGUUAACUGCUGCGAAAACCAGGUUAACUUAUGCUAGGAUUUGUAUUCAAGUCGCCACCACCUCCGACUUCCCAGAUACGGUGCCCAUCUCCAUUGAAGAUGUUGUUUAUCAUCUAAAAAUCCAAUAUGAAUGGAAGCCCAACCCCUGUACCACUU